This is a messenger RNA of Harpegnathos saltator (Jerdon's jumping ant), 1288 nucleotides long. Its product is annotated as tol-Pal system protein TolA. The coding region runs from base 178 to 1113 and encodes 311 amino acids. Lineage: Eukaryota; Metazoa; Arthropoda; Insecta; Hymenoptera; Formicidae. The transcript has 3 exons. The record is from RefSeq and is a predicted model, not a curated record.
CCCUUCCGUAGCUAUAGAUUAGCCAGACCAGACAGGACUAUAAGAGCUCCGAUGAACAAGUAACUGGUAUCAGUUCUUAGCUCCGGUGUUCGAGCAAGGACAACUCCUGUGCUCUAGCGCUCGACUGGACCACCUACCCGGCAUCAAUCCACGAUCGAAAUCGAACAAAAAUCCGACAUGAAGACCUUGGUACUCCUGGCUUGCGUGACUCUCGCGUACUGCGGCAAGACCAAGAAGCAGAUUCUCGAUCAGCAACACAUAAUCGACGGUUAUGAGUUCGAAUACGCGGCACCGGACGCGUCUGCGUUGAGCUUGAUCGAGUCCAAUCCCCAUUAUGUGGAUGUUGCGCCCGCCGUGGCGGUUGCUGCGAGCUCUCAUCAUUCAAGCCAUAGCCACCUUGCUCGACCUGGUUACAGCGUGGGUGGUCCUUUGGCCAGUAUCGCUAAGGGCGCCGCUGAGCAGGCUCACACCCAACUGAACCAACAGCCGUCGGCGGCCGGGCAAGCGGCCUACGUAGCCAAGAACACCCUGGCCCAGGCUGCGGCGCAAUCCGCGGCAACGGCCGCUGCGGCUUUAGCCGGCAAGCAGAUCAUCGUGAUGGGCCUGGAGCAGCAGUCGCGCGACGCGCACGUCGCCGUCGACGGCGAGAAGCAGCAGCUGCAGCAGGCUCAGCGCGCGGCCGCGGCCGCGAAGAACGCUGCGCAGCAGGCGAUGCACCAGGUGCAGGUGAUCACGACGGCGCUGAACGCCGCGCAGGCGACCGCGGAGCAUGCCGCGCAGGCGGCCGCCGAAGCCGCGGCCGAGCUGGCCGCUCAGACGACGAUGGUGGGCCAGGCGAAGGCGCGCGCCGAGGCGAUCGCCGAGCAGCUCGCCGCAGCGCGCCUCGACUUCGAGACCACGCAGGCGGCGGCGCAGAAGGCCGCCAAUGCUGCCCAAGCCGCGCAGGGCAAUGCUGCGGCCGCAGCCGCGCACGCGGCCAAAACCGCGGCCGCGACCUCCGCGGGCCACCAUCCGUCCUCGCUGCACGCCGGCCACGUCAUCGAGAUCGAGCCGACGCUCAGCUUGGCGAACGCUCUGCCCGUGGACGGCUACGAGUACAAAGGUUAUUAUUGAGCGGCAGAGCGAGAGAGACGAGGCGUCCAUUUUCCGCGACGAUCGAGACCGGUUGUGUAGGAAAUGCAAGCUUCUCCUGUGCCGGCAUCAUUGAGUGCACCCAUCGUGAUGACAUCUCUCGGUGACGGCGGGAGCAACCUUGGGCUUUACUUUUUUCUUUUUUUUUUUUUUUUUU